Porites lobata is the source of this 1443-nucleotide messenger RNA. Lineage: Eukaryota; Metazoa; Cnidaria; Anthozoa; Scleractinia; Poritidae. The record is from the annotation of a GenBank genome assembly.
AUGGAUUCAAGCAUACCUCGUAAAAGACAAAGAACUGAGCCUUAUUGCAUAAUACAUUGUACUGAUGACAACACAACGUUAAUCAGUCCAAAUUCUCUUGACUCAUGGAAAACGUUGCAAAAAGCUGGUCAAAUCCGAGAUCACGAAGGCAUUCUUAGUGUACAGGUUGCCGAUGACCAAAUCCCGAAUGGAGUAUUUUACCAUCGCAAAUGUCGAAGCACGUUUACACACAAACAUGACUUAGAUCGAAUUACAAAGAGUAAGAAUGAUGAAAAAGGGAAGGAGGUGGAGGUGGAGACGAGUCAUCUAGAGAGGAGAUCAUCUAUAAGACAAGGUAGGAUGCUUGUUCGGCUAAAUAAAAAGAAAGAAUCUUAAAGAAAUAAGAUAAUCAUAGAGUAGUUGUGUAUGGAAAGAAACGUUUCAGUAUUGCAGAAUUUUAGUUAUAGUUAUAGUUAUCUAUAUUAAUAUCUUGUUUGUAUUCUGCUAUGAAAAGUAAAAUUCUUAAUAAAAUUAUCAAAACAUCAAUUUAUUUAAGGAAAGCCAAGUACUUCCAGCUCCCGGGUGUGCGAGAAACAGUGCAUCUUUUGUGAAAAGAAAGAGAACUUUGUUAAAGGUUCAAAAUCAAGGGAGGGCUUAACACAAGCCAGACAACUCAGAGUCGAUGAUACAGUGAGAAAAGCUGCAGAAAUAAAGCAUGACAAGAGAAUCCUGGCCCUGGCAAGCCGAGAGCUGGUUGCAGCCGAAGCUCACUGGCACCAUUCCUGCUACAAGAAUUAUACAAGGACAAACAGCAAAUCUGUUAAUACAACAGAUACUGAAGAACUUCCUGAUAGAUUAUGUGAUUAUAUAAGGAAUGAAUUAUUUCAGAGCAAUAAUAUAAUAGAGCUUGCACAAUUAAGUGAUAUGCUUAGAGGGUGGAUGUUGGAAUCUGAAGUAAUAGAAAUCAACCAAUCAACAAUAACUCACUUAAGAACAAAACUUAGUGUUGAAUUUGGAGAUUCCUUCCACUUGAUUCAAAAUGAAUCUAACAAAGUUAUCUUCUACCCAGAUAGCCUCACACGGGAUCAGCUAGUCUUAUCAAACCAUCGCCUACAAAAGGAAGUAAACGUUUUAAGGGCCUCUCGUUCACACAUUGGCGAAAGUUUAAAAGAUGUAGCUAGUGAGAUUAGGCAGUCUGUAAAGCAACACUGCGCUAAACAAGAGUGGCCCCCAGAUCCCUCCAAUAUCACCCAGGAAAACAGUGACGCUCCAACUCUAGUGACAACCUUUCUUCGGUACGUUCUGGGUAGCGAUGAUCAAGAGCUCGGUGAAUGCAUGUCCUGGCUUAGCAGUCCUGUUGGUCAAGACCUUAUGUUUGGUAUAACCCGUGGUCGAUACAAGCCUGCAAAACACAUUCUGUUACCCUCAGCAGUCAAAUCGCUAACGGGUAUUUCAUUAUUAUAA